Molecule: messenger RNA, 1469 nt
Organism: Gossypium arboreum
Lineage: Eukaryota; Viridiplantae; Streptophyta; Magnoliopsida; Malvales; Malvaceae
Exons: 2
Coding region: 583-1179 (198 amino acids)
Source: RefSeq, a predicted model, not a curated record
AUGGGUUAACGAUUAUGAUAUGUAUCAAGAUUGAAAUUUUUUCAAAAUUCGAAAAGUAUAGGGAUUCAGAUUGAUUUAAUUGGAAAAUACACAUGGUACAAGGCUCAUGACUAAAAUUGACCAACUUGAAAAGGACAUGGACUAAAACUGGUCAAAUUAAAAUAUAGAGACUAAAUCACAACUUUUGUAAACUGUAAGGACUACUAGCAGAAUUUGACCUAUUUGUAAUUGUUGAACUUGAUGUUUAACUCAAGUCUUAUACGAGGUGAUAUGUGAUAAGUUGGGGAUUUAUCUUGUAUAAACAAGAUUUUAUUGGCAUUGACCAAGUCUAAUGGAUUCACCAAAAUUAGCAAAUACAAACCCUUCCCAAAAAUAGCUGAAAGCCAUCCAUCACAAAAAUUAAAGCAAACCAUUUGUUUAAUAUGGUAAAACUUCAUCAAAAAGCUGAUCACCGUCACCAAAAAUGACAAGCUCAUAUUACAUGCCAUUGUUUUUCACUUGGACCCAAAACCUCUCUCUUUCUGGUUGUGGUGGUGGUGGUAGUGGUGGUUUCGAUUCGUUUUUGCUGGUUUGAGGCCAUUAAUGGUGACUCCACCGGCACGAAAAGUAAUGGUGGUAGCUGACCCGGCUCCCCAUUCUGCGGCAGCCCUCCAAUAUGCACUUUCUCAUGCAUUGUUAGAACAAGAUGAACUCAUCCUUCUUCAUGUUGAAAACACUAGCUCAUGGAAGAACACAUUGACUACUUUCUUAAAGAGGCCAACAAUUGCUUCAGCUGCUAAUGCUAUGACACCUAAUAUUUCUUCCGGUCCGGAUUGGGGUUCCACCGAUGUUAAUUUCCUUGAUCAAAUGAAAUAUGCAAGUGAGAUUGCUCAGCCCAAAAUCCCUGUACGUAUAGAGAAAAUCGAUCCGGAUGGUAAAGAUAAAGCUACUGUGAUCCUUUCUAAAUCUAAAGAUCUUGGUAUUGAUCUUAUUAUUAUUGGCCAAAAACGGAGCCUCUCUUCAGCAAUUCUUGGAUAUAAACGACCUAGCGGAUCGAUGAAAGGAUCGAAAUUGAUAGAUACAGUAGAUUAUUUGAUUGAGAACAGCCCAUGCACCUGUGUUGGAGUGCAGAAAAAGGGUCAAAAUGGAGGAUAUGUCCUCAACUCCAAGACCCAAAAGAAUUUUUGGCUAUUGGGAUGAUUUUUCUUUUAGACUUUUCAUCAUAUUCCAAUACUCAGUUUCAUCAUCUCAACUGAGCUUUCUUAUUAUUUUCCCUUUUUUUUUGGUCCUUCAGCUGGAAUACUUCAAAGAUUUGUAAAUAUUUUGGAACUCUGGAUAUGCAGCUGAAAACCAAAGCCUUUUUUUUUUUUCCAAGUUUUUCUUUAAAUAUUUGUUAAAUAUGUUCGUAUUUGACACAUCUAAAUUCUGAGUAAUAUAGAUGCAAAUUAAACAUUUCAGUACCGAAGGCAUAUCAAAAUCCGAUAUUAACU